GGGCUUGACCAAGGGGGAGCUACUAGACACAGGAGUCCGGGGAAGACCGUUGAGUGGAUUCUGACUUGAAUGACGUUGGAAGGUCUAUGCGAAGGCCCUGUGGCAAGAUGAGCCACUGCAUUACACUGAGAAGACAGAAACAGGGAACUCGGGGGCAGGAGAAGCUGGGGUCAGACCACCCGUUAGAUCCCGAUGUCUUGCAGGAUGAAAAAAAAGGCUGGUGGCAGAAACAAAAUGCGUUAGAGGGACGAGCUCAGCCAGCUGCAUGGCCUUUGUGGACCAUGAAGAUGAAUUGAACCUUCUAGUGAUCAUCGUUGAUACCAACCCAAUUUGGUGGGGAAAGCAAGCAUUAAAGGAAUCUCAGUUUACCUUAUCCAAAUGCAUAGAUGCUGUGAUGGUGCUGGGAAAUUCUCAUUUAUUCAUGAAUCGUUCCAACAAGCUUGCCGUGAUAGCGAGUCACAUCCAAGAAAGUCGGUUCUUGUAUCCUGGGAAGAAUGGCAGGCUGGGAGACUUCUUCGGAGACCCUAGCAACCCUUCUGAAUUUAACCCCUCAGGGAGUAAAGACGGGAAAUACGAGCUGUUAACAGCAGCAAAUGAAGUUAUUGCUGAAGAAAUUAAAGAUCUAAUGACCAAGGGUGACAUAAAGGGCCAGCACACAGAAACCCUGCUGGCGGGGUCCCUCGCCAAAGCGCUCUGCUACAUUCAUAGAAUGAACAAGGAGGUUAAAGAUAAUCAGGAAAUGAAGUCAAGAAUAUUGGUGAUUAAGGCAGCAGAGGACAGCGCACUGCAGUAUAUGAACUUCAUGAAUGUCAUCUUUGCAGCACAGAAACAGAAUAUUUUGAUUGAUGCCUGUGUUUUAGACUCUGACUCAGGACUCCUCCAGCAGGCUUGUGACAUCACAGGGGGACUGUACUUGAAGGUGCCUCAGAUGCCCUCCCUUCUGCAGUAUUUACUGUGGGUUUUCCUUCCUGAUCAAGAUCAGAGAUCUCAAUUAAUCCUUCCUCCCCCAAUUCAUGUUGACUACCGGGCAGCCUGCUUCUGCCAUCGCAACCUCAUUGAGAUUGGCUACGUCUGCUCUGUGUGCUUAUCAAUUUUCUGCAGUUUCAGCCCUAUCUGCACUACGUGCGAGACAGCCUUUAAGAUUUCUCUGCCUCCCAUACUGAAGGCCAAGAAAAAGAAACUGAAAGCGUCUACGUGAUAAGGGUGGUUUUCUCUCUCAGCACUAAGAGAGGUGUGAUGGUGCCAUCUUUGUUUGGAAGGCUUUGGAAAAAAUACAGGUGUGUGAGCUGAUUUGUAGAGAAGUUCCUCACAGGAGCUAUUUCUAAAAUACCAUCCUCAUCCUGUGCUUGGGGGCCCUGCUUUACUUGAGGGAGUAAUUCUAUGCAUAUGUACCUUAAAUCUUUUCUGACUGGUUUUUAUCCAGGUGGGAAGAAAGCACAAACUUGAGACUUUCUUGUAAUGGGGCAAUCUUUUGUCAAAAUCAGUCUGUCCUGACUGACUGUAGACUUUAGAACCAGUGACCCAAGUCUACGUUCUUACUGUGAAGCAGACAACAUGUGAAAUCUGGGAAAAGUGACUGUUUGUGAAUUGAUAAUAUUAAUCAAGAUAGAACAUCUUACUUGAAUUAACAGUUAACUUCAACAAUAAACAUAUAAAUAAAAAUCCUUAUUGAUUAAACUGAGAUCUGGCUUCCGCUAUUAGCAGAUACUUAUUCUUUUUUCUGCCAUCAUUACAUCAAUAAGUGUUUAGACCCUUAUCCAAAUAAUAAUAAUAGUUUGUCACUAAAGAAUCACAAAAUCUGAUUUUAAAUAAGGAGAGUGAGUGGACUAGUCUGGUUGUGAUUUUUUCUUCAAAAACAGUCCUGGGGAGAGCUUGUUUGUGAAAGCUAAUGUCUGAGUUCUAAGGGGGACUUUCCAGGAGAGAAUGGAGUUGUUAGAAUUAAGUGUCAUCCCAGAGUUUUCCUUUUUUUUUUUUUUUUUUAAAUUGAUAUAACAUUGGUUUACGGUAUCAUAUUUGAUCCGGGGGUACAGGCUCAUACACCCUCAUACAUGUCUCACGCCACACCCACCACCAGGCACCAAUCCUCCCCCACAUCCUGGCUCGGCUCCCUCUCCCCGUCCCAUAGCCUUAAUUCUCUGGACAGAUUUCUGUUGUUUAUUACUGGAUCAGUUUUGGUGGACCCUAGCAUUCUUUCUUUUUUGAUGAGAAGAAAAAAAGCAUUAUUGGACACCAAGAAGCUUUGGACUUGAUACGGCAAGCUUCUGUAAGUUCACAUGAAAAGUUGUUCACAAUUUCAACAAUAAAAAUUUUUUUCUAUGUAAUCUUGAAAUUAUUAAACGUGCUUUUAAGUUUUAGCAUAAUGGAGGGAGGUUUUCAGGAUGGUGGUUGGUUUGAUUUCGGAUAUAAUUUUUUUGUUAUUUUUAAAAGUAUCUUGAAAAAAAUUCCAUUUGUGUACAAAAUCUUGUAUAUGAAUUAAGUUUUGAAUUUUCUCUUUAUGCCAUCUCAGAAACAAUUUCAGUCAAGUAAUCUGGUGUUUGGUUAGAUAAUUAUAGGUAGAUUUUUGUCUUCUGGAUUUACAGUUUUGUUAAGUUCACAAAGGUUUUUGUUAAGUUCACUUGAAAGUUAAUCCUUGAUUUUAAAAACCUGUUUUUCUUUUAAAAAUAAUGUUUAAUAUUCACUGCCUAAUUAAGUAUAAUGGAAGUCAGUAUUUUAUGUGUAGGAAAUACAGGAUCAUAUAUCUAAAAAACAGAUAAUUUCAAACAAGCUGAUAUGGUUUCGUUACUUUUUCAUUUGAAUUGUUUCAUGUACUGAAUGAGUUCUGUUUAA
Molecule: messenger RNA, 2826 nt
Organism: Talpa occidentalis (Iberian mole)
Lineage: Eukaryota; Metazoa; Chordata; Mammalia; Eulipotyphla; Talpidae
Gene: GTF2H3
Product: general transcription factor IIH subunit 3
Exons: 13
Coding region: 266-1198 (310 amino acids)
Biological process (GO): nucleotide-excision repair; regulation of DNA-templated transcription
Cellular component (GO): transcription factor TFIIH core complex; transcription factor TFIIH holo complex
Source: RefSeq, a predicted model, not a curated record